Molecule: messenger RNA, 4555 nt
Organism: Odobenus rosmarus divergens (Pacific walrus)
Lineage: Eukaryota; Metazoa; Chordata; Mammalia; Carnivora; Odobenidae
Gene: ATG13
Product: autophagy related 13
Exons: 18
Coding region: 630-2282 (550 amino acids)
Biological process (GO): mitophagy; autophagosome assembly; protein localization to phagophore assembly site
Cellular component (GO): Atg1/ULK1 kinase complex; cytosol; extrinsic component of membrane
Source: RefSeq, a predicted model, not a curated record
ACUGCCGCUUCCGCGUCGGCGUGCGGUUGGGCGGCGCACAUUCCACACUUGGCCCAAACGUUCUCACCCUUUCAAAAACCCCCGUCUUUACGCCCUUCUUUCCUUCUGAGACACUUGGAAAAAUUGGUGAGAAAGAUUUACAUGGAAAGGAAAUCAACUUUUAUGGUAAUUAAGAGGAAAGAGAUGAAAUAGGGCGUCCAUCCUGUAGCGAAAGUGCGGAUGAGGUUAGGCAGCUGUAUUUCCCCCAUAGCCCUCUUCCUCCCCCGCCCCCCCCGCCCCGCCUUCAUCCGAGCGGAUGAAAACAAACACUAAGGAUGGCGGCGCCGGGAGUCGACCGGCCGCUGGGCUUAAGGCAAGAGUGAUCGCUUGAGCUGUGAGGGCACUCUUGAAGAGCGCGAGUCAACGUGAGUGCGACAACUUGCGCAGUCCUGGGAGUGAAACACCCGGGGCCCAUGAGCCACGAGCCUCCUGAGGCGUGAGGCAUCUAUCUGCGACCCCUGCUGUCACUGCAGCUCCGGAGCGUAGAGUCCUCAGCCAGGAGGCGCAGCUGGCCGGCCCCAGGCCCCGGCCUCCGUAAUGAGAGCCCCGAGCCACUCUCUGUGUCGCAGCUUCGCAGAUUCCUAUAGGCAAUGGAAACUGAUCUCAAUUCCCAGGACAGAAAGGACCUGGACAAGUUUAUUAAAUUUUUUGCCCUCAAGACUGUCCAAGUGAUUGUCCAGGCUCGACUUGGCGAGAAGAUUUGUACUCGUUCAUCUUCAUCCCCAACGGGUUCAGAUUGGUUCAAUUUAGCAAUCAAAGACAUCCCAGAGGUUACACAUGAAGCAAAAAAGGCCCUGGCAGGACAGUUGCCUGCCGUUGGGAGAUCGAUGUGCGUGGAGAUCUCACUCAAGACUUCUGAGGGAGAUUCCAUGGAGCUAGAGAUUUGGUGUCUUGAAAUGAAUGAAAAGUGUGAUAAAGAGAUUAAAGUUUCCUACACGGUGUACAACAGACUGUCGCUGCUGCUGAAGUCCCUCCUUGCCAUAACUAGGGUGACACCAGCUUACAGACUCUCCAGAAAACAGGGGCAUGAAUAUGUCAUAUUGUACAGGAUAUAUUUUGGGGAAGUUCAGCUGAAUGGCUUAGGAGAAGGUUUUCAGACAGUUCGUGUUGGGACAGUAGGCACCCCUGUGGGCACCAUCACUCUUUCUUGUGCUUACAGAAUUAACUUGGCAUUUAUGUCUACCAGGCAAUUUGAGAGGACUCCACCUAUCAUGGGGAUUAUCAUUGAUCACUUUGUGGACCGUCCCUAUCCCAGCUCCUCACCCAUGCACCCCUGUAAUUACAGAACUGCUGGUGAGGACACUGGAGUAACAUAUCCUUCUGUGGAAGAUUCUCAAGAAGUGUGUACCACCUCUUUUUCCACCUCCCCUCCAUCUCAGUGUGUGUUUACUGUCACAAAGGCACAUUUUCAGACCCCUACUCCUGUGGUGACGGAUACUCUGAGGGUCCCCAUGCCAGGACUGGCCUUUUCCCAUCAACUCUCAAGCUCUCGCCUUUCCUAUCAGCCUGCUGCCCUGGGCAUUGGAUCAGCUGACCUGGCUUACCCAGUAGUGUUUGCUGCUGGCCUAAACACCACACACCCUCACCAGCUCAUGGUUCCUGGGAAGGAAGGUGGGGUACCUCCUGCUCCCAACCAGCCUGCCCAUGGUGCCCAGGCUGACCAGGAGAGACUGGCAACCUAUACCCCAUCUGACGGGGCCCACUGUGCUGCCACACCUUCCAGCAGCGAGGAUACUGAAACGGUAUCAAACAGCAGUGAGGGCCGGGCAUCCCCCCACGAUGUCUUGGAGACCAUCUUUGUCCGCAAAGUGGGGGCUUUUGUCAACAAGCCCAUCAACCAGGUGACCCUGACCAGUUUGGACAUACCCUUUGCCAUGUUUGCUCCCAAGAAUUUGGAGCUGGAGGAUGCCGAUCCCAUGGUGAAUCCUCCAGACUCCCCACAGACCGAAUCUCCUCUCCAGGGCAGCCUGCACUCGAAUGGCUCCAGUGGGGGCAGCAGUGGCAAUACCCACGAUGACUUUGUCAUGAUCGACUUCAAACCGGCUUUUUCUAAAGAUGACAUUCUUCCGAUGGACCUGGGGACCUUCUAUCGUGAAUUUCAGAAUCCCCCUCAGCUGAGCAGCCUCUCCAUAGAUAUCGGAGCACAGUCCAUGGCUGAGGACUUGGACUCACUACCAGAGAAGCUGGCUGUGCAUGAGAAGAAUGUCCGAGAAUUUGAUGCCUUUGUAGAAACCCUGCAGUAAAAGUUGGUGUCCACGGGUACCAGCAGCAUCCCCUUUCUGUGGUCCCAGGAGACAGAGCCUCCCACUCAUCAGCUGCUCCCAUCCCUCAUCUUGCUCCAGGUGGAGGAGAGGCUGGUUUCCCCCGUGGGGACCCGGAAGUCCCCGUUCUGACACCUCCUGGAGACUCCAUGGCAGCAGUCAAGCCUGGUGAUAGCAUUUGAGAGACUCACCCCCUGGCCUUGGAGAUUAGAAGACCCUUUAUAACAAAAGGGCCCUCGGCAGGGCCAUCUGCUUCCACCACCCAUCAGCGACUGCUUCACAAUGGCUGUCAUCCCGUUCCUCCUGCCGGCCCCCUGCCUUGGGUCCGCCCUGCAGCUGCCCCUUGCUGACUUGCCGUUACCAUCGAGCACUUGACAUUCCAGCUCCUGGCCCAGAGCCUGGCGUGGAGGCAGAAAGAGGAAGGAGACAGUGCUGGGAGGAAGAAGGAAGGGCUCCUUUAGGCUCUUUUUUGGUCCCCUUUGGUUUGAUGUCUUCUUCCUCUCUCCUUCCCUCUCUGCGCCCCUGUGCCUGUACUUUUGGCAAUAUGACAGGCCUCUUGCCCAAGGUGGCUAGAACUCCAAAGUCAGCCAUUCCCACCCUUGAGGGUUGUGCCAGCCCAUCUCUCAGCGGAGGCUCUGAGCAGCCCUGGUGGCUGUCUGUGCUCAGCUCCUCAGCUCCAUGGAAGCAGAAUCCUGGGUCUCCAGGAUUCUCUCAUUGGGAGUCACAGCAAAGGUUCUUUUUCUCUCCUUCCUCCCCCUGUUGCUGCUCCUUGGUUAUAAAACACGGUAAAUAUUUAUUACUUUUCAGAGAAAUCAGAUAUUUUAUAGAGAAAAUAUGUUUGAGGUUAGAUGUUUUCACUUGGGGAAGAUGGAGGGCCUCUUCCUGGAGUAGGGCCUCCUCCUCAGGAGGUUCCUCAGAUUCUGGGUUGCUGCUCUGAGGAUCUUCCUUCCCAUAUACAUAAGGUGGGAUCCAAGAAUAGGGCUGGCUGAGGGCAACGGAACGUCCCAGAAUUGCUGCACUUGAACUGAUGACAGGCUUUACCUUAGACUCCUACAUAUUCCUGGUGAGAGCCUUGAAUCUCUCUCAGUUUCUGCAGAGCAACUGACUCCAUUCUGGCAGCCCAGGAAGUCUUGGGUGCUAGAUGUGUACAACUAACAAUUCUCCGAGUUGUACAGUGACAUAGAGUGCAAUGUAUGUGCCCCACUGCGGCCCCGGGGAAGGCCAGAGGGGCCCCUCCUUCUGGGGGGACUUGUUUCCGUUUCUCAGGGCUAGGUUAUGGGCCUUUUCCUCUUUCCACCUGGGCCUAGCCACCACCUGUCUUUAAUCCCAGGGUCUGCACCCCGUCCUGAGGUUUACUAGCUGGAUUGGUUCCUUGUUGAGAAACCAAAGCUAGGCGUAUGAUUGACCUAACUAUUUAGAUAUUGUUCCUUGAGUCAGUCAAGCACUUAGCCUCACCCACCUACCAUCUCUCCCUCCCCUAGCCUACCCGGUAGUCCUGGCCAAGGAAACAAGGCCCGCCCCGUUCCUCCUGGCCCACCUGGGCUGUUAUUGGUGGCAGCUGUUCUGCCUUGGAGCAGGUGGUCCUCAAUUGCUUGUUAGUAAAUGCAUGUGACAUCGUUCCCACCGACAAGGCUGAACUCUGAGAGCUGGAGUGCGCUCUGAGGCUGUCUCAGGUAGGCUGAGCCCUGCCCCUGUUGCAUGCAUUCUGCUGCCACAAAGAAAUGUUCCCAGCAGUGGUGUCCAGCUGGCCCUCCUCUCUUUCGGGGCCGCAGUGCGCCCAUGGCCUGCUAAACCAAUCCAGAUCUACCCCGCAGGCCCCAGUGCUGAGAGGGGUGAAGCCCUGGUAAGCUGUUGACCACCCCCGCCCCCACGUCCUGCCACAGCAUCUCAGCCGCUGUCCUGAGGCUGAGCACGGGAAGGCCUGUUAGCCAUUGUCCUCCUUGACUCCUGAUUGUUAGCCUUUGCAGGCAGCAGGCUUUCCUUUAGGACCCCAUCAGUGAGAGGCCAGGGAGGCUGAGCCCUGAGCUGAGAAUGGGAGGAGCAGAGCAACUGUCAAGGCUGGCCCUCGGCCCCGAACACUGACAGAGAUGAGCCCUAGACUGAAUCCUGCAGCAGCCCCCGGGACAGGGAUGGGGCCCGUCACCCGUCUCCAGGUGGCAGAGUCCCUCCGCAUCCUCCAGCCCACCUUGUUUGGAAAUACUGAGCUAUACUUUAAAACGUAUUCGAGAGAUUUCCAAUAAAUUUUUUCUGUACUU